Molecule: messenger RNA, 2460 nt
Organism: Solea solea (common sole)
Lineage: Eukaryota; Metazoa; Chordata; Actinopteri; Pleuronectiformes; Soleidae
Gene: khdc4
Product: KH domain containing 4, pre-mRNA splicing factor
Exons: 14
Coding region: 132-1949 (605 amino acids)
Cellular component (GO): nucleus
Molecular function (GO): RNA binding
Source: RefSeq, a predicted model, not a curated record
ACCGGAGGCGGAAACGAACAGGGGCUAGCAGCCAAAACACAACAGAGAAGCUAGCCGUUCAGAACCGAAGUGAAAGGUUUUCACAUAUUUUUUUGCAAUAAAAGGAAAAUAUCCCAUUAGAUAAGACAUUGAUGUCAUAUAGUGGAAGCCAAAAUGGCGGCCGCCGCAGUAAAUGGGACCAGCCUGGUCCUGGAGGGAUGGGGGAGGCUGAAGCUGCACCCACCGGGGCUCUCGAUGCUGCCGCUGCUGUGGCCGCCAAGAUUAAUGCCAUGUUAGUAGCCAAGGGCAAACUAAAGCCUUCGCAGAUCGGAACCCCUGGACCUCCUGACAAGGCUGUGGGAGUUGGAAAGCCUACAGUGCCAACAAAAGCCAAAGAUGACCUGGUGGUAGCUGAGGUUGAAAUCAAUGACGUCCCCAUUACCUGUCGAAAUCUCCUGACACGAGGGCAAACUCAGGAUGAGAUUAGUAAAGUUAGUGGUGCUGCGGUUUCAACCAGAGGGCGUUACAUGGCAUCAGAGGAGAAAGGCAAAGCUCUACCAGGAGAUAGACCUCUGUAUCUACAUGUCCAAGGACAGACGAGAGAGCUUGUUGACAGGGCAGUUAACAGAAUCAAGGAAAUAAUCACCAAUGGUGUGGUCAAGGCUGCAACUGCCUCAUCAUCAUCUUCAACCUUCUCCCCCAGUGGAACUUCAGUCACAGUUUACCACCAACAUAACCCACCUCCACCCUCACUGCCCCCCAUGGCCCACCACAAACCACACUUUCAGUCUGGGAUGCAUUAUGUUCAAGAUAAAGUCUUUGUGGGACUGGAGCAUGCUAUCCCGGGAUUUGUGGUUAAAGAGCGGGUGGAAGGCCCCGGUUGUUCAUACCUGCAGCACAUUCAGGCUGAGACUGGAGCUAAAGUCUUCCUCAGAGGAAAAGGAUCAGGUUGCUUAGAACCUGCCUCUGGACGGGAGGCCUUUGAACCCAUGUACAUAUAUAUCAGUCAUCCGAAACCAGAAGGACUUGCAGCAGCAAAAACUUUGUGUGAGAAUCUUCUUCAGACGGUGCAUGCAGAGUAUUCUUGCUUUCUCAGUCAAAUGAGCACAAUGAUGCCAACACAACAAGGCUUUGGACAGCCUCCAGUGGUGAAUGGGAUACCUCCUCAGCCUCCUUACUACCCCCCUCCAGGAUACCAGCCAGGAUACCCCAUGCCUCUACCUCCACCUCAGCCCCAACCCCUUCCUCCUCCUUACACCGCCCCCCCUCCUAUACCUCCUGUUGCAGCCACAGGUGUGCCUCCCCAAUAUCCACUGCUACCAGCCCCUGGUCCAGGCCCAUGCCCCGCUCCAGCUCCCAUUCCGACUCCAGCUCCUGUUCCAUGCACUAUCCCUCAGACUCUUCCUUCUGUACUUUUUCCUCUUUCUGCUGCAGCACCACCCAAAGCACCAUCUCCUGCCUCUACACUCAACCCAACACAGAAAAGACGCUUCACAGAAGAGGUACCAGACGAGAGGGACAGCGGUCUACUUGGAUACCAGCAUGGACCCAUUCAUAUGACUAAUUUAGGUGCAGGCUUCUCAGUGGGCAGCCCUGAGACUACAGUACCCCCACCACAGAGUUCCUCUGGUCCGCCAAGUGAGAGGGACAGUCGGCAGCUAAUGCCUCCACCACAUAUGCCUGUGAAUGGAGUUAGACCCAAGAUGGAGGACAGAAGGCCACCCCAAGGCCCCAUGGAGCCUGCAGUGAAAAGGUUAAAAACAGGUUUGGUAGCAUACACCGGAGACUCCUCUGAUGAAGAGGAAGACCACUCCUCCUCCAAAGCCUCAGGGCCAGGUAACCCUGGGGCAGUUCCCCCUACCUCCUCCUCCUCAGGCUGGACACAGGGCUAUCGUUGCCCUCCUCCACCACCCCCCCGUGCUAAAACACAGCCACAGCAGCAGUCGAUGCCUUUCUGGAUGGCACCGUGAAACUCUUACCUCUCAAUGCUUUCUACAGUCUUACAGGAUGUUCACCUCAACACUCAUGUAUGGUGGAUGACUUUUUAUAGCUUCUGUUGGUUUCAGUAUUAUUUUAGAUCUUGGGUCUAAAUGGACAUUAUAAUGUUUUGCAAACCUGUUUGUUUCUGUGCACACAUUAUAGUUGGAAGAAGAACAUUUUCAGGACUGAUACUCCAAACUAUUUUGUGGAUGUAUAGAAUGAUCAGAUGAGUGGUGCUUUGCCUCUACACAUUUGAAUGGAAUGAUUAUCCAUGCCAAGUGUCUUUGCUAGAACAUUUUCACAUGGCAAUGAUGUUUAACAUCACUGUCAACUUUUAUCCCUAACUUCCUACUUUUUCCCCCCUUCCCUGUCCAAGUCAGUGACACCAUCCUUUCCUAUGUCGUUCUUUAGUACAGAUCAUGUUGGACUCUAUGUUGGAAAACCUGAUGGAAUUUAUUUCAUGCUUUUAUGAAAUAAAGUUAAUUUAUUGCCAGGUUUAAA